Gopherus evgoodei (Goodes thornscrub tortoise) is the source of this 1697-nucleotide messenger RNA. RefSeq names its product argininosuccinate lyase (gene ASL). NCBI's taxonomy places the organism in Eukaryota, Metazoa, Chordata, Testudines, Testudinidae. The transcript has 17 exons. Gene Ontology annotation, molecular function: argininosuccinate lyase activity. The record is from RefSeq and is a predicted model, not a curated record. Gene Ontology annotation, cellular component: cytosol. The coding region runs from base 201 to 1601 and encodes 466 amino acids.
GGGGGGGGGCGGGGAUUGGAGCUGGGAGGGACCCUCCGGAGCAUUUCCAGGCUUGGUUCGGCCCCUCCCCGGGGUGCCGGUGGCAUGAAAAAGCAGCCGGGCUCGGGCCAGCGAGGCGAGCAGCGCUGGUGCUUUGCAGCAAAGCAGGUUGCACACGUUGCUGAGGUUUCGGGAGGAGAGAGGAGAAAAACUCAUCCGACAUGGCAUCUGAGGGGGAUAAACUUUGGGGAGGAAGAUUUGUAGGAGGCACUGAUCCCAUCAUGGAGGCUCUCAACUCUUCCAUGGCUUAUGACCAGCGGUUGUCGGAAGUUGACAUCCGAGGGAGCAUGGCUUAUGCCAAGGCUUUGGAGAAGUCUGGGAUUCUAACCAAGGGCGAUUUGGAGAAGAUUCUGAGUGGAUUAGAAAAGAUUUCUGAAGAAUGGUCCAGGGGAGCCUUUGUGGUGAACAAAAGUGAUGAGGAUAUCCACACUGCCAACGAACGCAGACUAAAGGAGCUGAUUGGGGAUGUAGCUGGGAAGUUGCACACCGGACGAAGCCGGAAUGAUCAAGUUGUGACUGACUUGAGACUCUAUAUGCGAAAUUCCUGCUCUGUCCUGUCUGCUCACCUGUUGCAGUUUAUCAAGACUCUGGUGGAACGGGCUGCUGCAGAAACUGAUGUGAUCUUUCCUGGCUAUACUCAUCUGCAAAGAGCUCAGCCAAUCCGGUGGAGCCACUUUUUACUCAGUCAUGCAGUUGCAUUCACCCGCGAUUCUGAGCGUCUGGGAGAAGUGAGGAGAAGGAUCAAUGUUUUGCCGUUGGGAAGCGGUGCUGUAGCUGGCAACCCACUGGGUAUCGAUCGAGAGUUUCUGCGUAAAGAACUUGAUUUUGCUUCCAUCAGCUUGAACAGCAUGGAUGCAACUAGUGAGCGAGACUUCGUGGUGGAGUUUCUCUUCUUUGCCUCCUUGUUAAUGAUUCACCUAAGCAAGAUGGCUGAGGAUCUCAUCAUCUAUAGUACAAAGGAAUUUGGCUUUGUGACUCUGUCUGAUGCCUACAGCACAGGGAGUAGCUUGAUGCCUCAGAAGAAAAAUCCAGACAGUCUGGAGCUGAUCCGCAGCAAGGCUGGACGUGUGUUUGGAAGGUGUUCUGGAAUGAUGAUGAUUCUCAAAGGACUCCCAAGCACCUACAACAAGGACUUGCAGGAAGACAAGGAAGCCGUGUUCGAUGUUAUCGAUACUCUGAGUUCUGUGCUACAGGUGGCAACUGGAGUCAUUUCCACUCUCCAGAUCCAUAAGGAGAACAUGGAGAAAGCGUUGAGCCCUGACAUGCUGGCUACAGACUUGGCCCUCUACUUGGUUCGUAAAGGAAUGCCAUUCAGACAAGCCCAUGCUGCGUCCGGGAAGGCUGUCCACCUAGCUGAGACAAAGGGCAUCGCCAUUAAUCAGCUCACUAUGGAGGACAUGAAGAGCAUUAGCCCCCUCUUUGGAACCGACGUGUCUCAAGUGUGGGACUAUGCCAACAGCGUGGAGCAGUACACCACGCCGGGGGGCACGUCCAAGAGCAGCGUGAUGGUGCAGAUCGAGCAGCUGAGGGAGCUUCUGAGGAGACAGAAAGAUCUGUUUUGAGGGCGGGGAAACCGUCCCAUUCACAUGAGUUUCUGCUUAUCGCACGACUCCUGAGUUAAUAAACCUGGGGGUGUAUUGUCUUUCAGUGAAACCUUG